ACGGCGUGACGUCAUAAGACUGCGCCGAGCUCCUGCAUCUGUUGUGAUCCUGCUGUAGAAAGGACAAAGUGUUCAAACACACAGAGAAACUCCUGGUGAAGCGACUGAGGUCCACGUUACACACUAUUAUAAAGAUGGAGUUUAUUAAAGAGGAGAUUGAAGAUGUGAAGAUUGAAGAAACAUUCAGAGUCAAACAUGAAGAAACUGAGGAACAAACAGACCUGAUGGCAUUGAAAGAGGAGAGUCAAGAACUGAAUGAAGUAGAAAAGAAAGCCCAGUACGAGAAUCUUAUUACUGAAGAAAAAUCAAUUGGUUGCUCACAGACUGAAAAGACUUCACGAAAAAGAGAAAUUUUCACCUGCCAACAGUGUGGAAAACGUUUCGGCAGAAAAGGACGUCUCAAAUUCCACAUGAGAAUUCACACUGGAGAGAAGCCUUACACCUGCCAAGAGUGUGGAAUGAGUUUCAGUCAAAAAGUAAUCUUUAAAAGGCAUGUUAGAAUUCACACUGAAGUGAAGUCUUUAACCUGCAAACUGUGUGGAAAUAGUUUUACCAAAAAUGGAAGCCUCAAAAGCCACAUGAGAAUUCACACUGGAGAGAGGCCUUACACCUGCCAACAGUGUGGAAAGAGUUUCACUCAAAAAGGACAUCUUAUGAGCCACAUGAGGAUCCACACUGGAGAGAAACCUUUCACCUGCCAACAGUGUGGGAUGAGUUUCACUCAAAAAGAAUAUCUUAAAGGCCACAUGAGAAUUCACACUGGAGAGCAGCCUUACACAUGCCCUCAAUGCGGAAAGAGUUUUACACAAAAAGCAACUUUUAACAACCAUGUGAAAAUUCACACCGGAGAGAAGCCUUUCACCUGCAAACUGUGUGGAAAGAGUUUCAAUCGAAAAGCAAACCUUCAUAACCAUGUGAGAACUCAUACUGGAGAGCAGCCUUUCACAUGCCCUCAAUGUGGGAAGAGUUUUACAUAUAAAACAACUUUUAAUACCCACAUGAGAAUUCAUACUGGAGAGCAGCCUUACACAUGCUCUCAGUGUGGAAGGAGCUUUAGACAAAGAGCAACUUUUAAUGUCCACAUGAGAGUUCACACUGGAGAAAAGCCUUACAUCUGCGAACAGUGUGGAAAACGUUUCGGCAGAAAAGGACGUCUCAAAUUCCACAUGAGAAUUCACACUGGAGAGAAGCCUUACACCUGCCAAGAGUUGAAGUCUUUAACCUGCAAACUGUGUGGAAACAGUUUUACCAAAAAUGGAAGCCUCAAAAGCCACAUGAGAAUUCACACUGGAGAGAGGCCUUACACCUGCCAACAGUGUGGAAAGAGUUUCACUCAAAAAGGACAUCUUAUGAGCCACAUGAGGAUCCACACUGGAGAGAAACCUUUCACCUGCCAACAGUGUGGGAUGAGUUUCACUCAAAAAGAAUAUCUUAAAGGCCACAUGAAAAUUCACACGGGAGAGAAGCCAUUCACAUGUGAUCAGUGUGGAAAUAGUUUCAAUCGAAAAGCAAGCCUUCAAAGCCACAUGAGAAUUCACACUGGAGAGCAGCCUUACACAUGCCCUCAAUGCGGAAAGAGUUUUACACACAAAGCAACUUUUAAUAACCAUGUGAAAAUUCACACCGGAGAGAAGCCUUUCACCUGCAAACUGUGUGGAAAGAGUUUCAAUCGAAAAGUAAACCUUAAUAACCAUGUGAGAACUCAUACUGGAGAGCAGCCUUUCACAUGCCCUCAAUGUGGGAAGGGUUUUACAUAUAAAACAACUUUUAAUGCCCACAUGAGAAUUCAUACUGGAGAGCAGCCUUACACAUGCUCUCAGUGUGGAAGGAGCUUUAGACAAAGAGCAACUUUUAAUGUCCACAUGAGAACUCACACUGGAGAAAAGCCUUACACAUGCCCUCAGUGUGGAAAGAGCUUCGCUGAAAAAGGAAAGCUUAAAAAACAUAUGAACAUUCACACCGGAGAGAAGCCUUUCAUCUGCCAACAGUGUGGGAAGAGCUUCACAACAGAAAUAAACCUUAGGAAUCACAUGAUCAGUCACACUAGAGAGAAGCUGUUCACAUGUGAUCAGUGUGGAAAGAGUUUCACUCGGAAAGGAACACUUAAUUCCCACAUGAAGAUUCACAGUUAAUUGCGAUCAAUGUAAAUAAAACAAUCUUUGCCAUUACAUUACAUUAUGAAUGGACUUAUUGCACAGGUGGCCACCUAUCACGGUACAACACUUGAAUUCAUUGAGCUCUUGAGAGCAACCCAUUCUUCCACAAAUAUUUGUAGAAGCAGUCUGCAUGCCUAGGUGCUUGAUUUUACACACUUGUGGCAAUGGAAGUGAUUGGAACACCUGAACUCAAUGAUUUGGAGGGGUGUCCCAAUACUUUUGGCAAUAUAGUGUAUGUAUUUGUGUGAAAUUUAGGCUACACUCAAAAAUAACAGGAUCACAUGCAGUGGGUCUGAGGUCACUCUUCGGCUAGAACUAGACUCACAUACGGCCGUUAACAGAAGCCAGUGAUUAUAGUUUAUAAAGUUAUAAAUAUGGACAUUUUUCUUACAAAACCAAAAGGCCUUUAUUAACCCCCUGGAGUGUACAUGUUUGGCCUUAAUGAUAAUUUAAUUUGGGGUAAGAAUUAAAUGAAUUCAGCAUUUUGUACCUGAGUUUGGGUAUCAACUGCACUAGAGCAUUUGAAUGUUUUAAAAAAAAAAUCUGCUGAUGUGUACAUUACUGCUCUAAUUGAAACAUAAUUAUAAAAUUGUAUGAAGAAAUCACAGGGAUAGUUCACACAAAUAUGAAAAUUCUGUCAAUACAUAUUAUGACAAUGACAUAGUCUAUAUUGGUUCAGUAGGAGGGGUAAAUCCUGUCCAAAAAACGAUUAAACCAUUGAUUUUAAUUUACUGAAGUAAUGUCUGGGAAGUGUCCAUCUGUACUUGUUUUUUGGCAAUGUAAUGUCUCUUCUUUUUCUCAUUUUACUUAUAGAAUAGGUUAAACUGUUCAUAAUGGAUGUGUAACUGUAAAUAAAUUAUUGAACCAAUUGUUUGAA
Messenger RNA from Megalobrama amblycephala (Wuchang bream), 3033 nucleotides. RefSeq names its product gastrula zinc finger protein XlCGF57.1-like. The coding region runs from base 135 to 2132 and encodes 665 amino acids. The record is from RefSeq and is a predicted model, not a curated record. The transcript has 5 exons. NCBI's taxonomy places the organism in Eukaryota, Metazoa, Chordata, Actinopteri, Cypriniformes, Xenocyprididae.